ACAUUUGGAGUCAAUAACAUCCUUACUGUCAACAAUGUGAGCAGAAUGGUGGACAGUUGCGGGACGGCAAUUGAGUUCCACACACAAUUUAAUGAGUGUUUAUCCAGAGAAAACAUCUUUGCGCUUUAUGGAAACAAAAUUACUGAAGAAAACUUUCAGACUGCCUGCCCUGCUCUGUUAUACCUAGUUUAUUCUAAGCCAUGUGACUAUGAAGAGACAACCAAUCAGAGGCCUUCUCCUGCUCAAGUUUGGGGAUUCAGUAUUUUGUCUGUAAGCAUUAUUAACGUGACGGCAAUGAUUGGACUAUUUAUAACCCCC
This is a messenger RNA of Staurois parvus, 318 nucleotides long. Lineage: Eukaryota; Metazoa; Chordata; Amphibia; Anura; Ranidae. The record is from the annotation of a GenBank genome assembly.